Fonsecaea pedrosoi CBS 271.37 is the source of this 2358-nucleotide messenger RNA. RefSeq lists its product as uncharacterized. The transcript has a single exon. The coding region runs from base 1 to 2358 and encodes 785 amino acids. The record is from RefSeq and is a predicted model, not a curated record. NCBI's taxonomy places the organism in Eukaryota, Fungi, Ascomycota, Eurotiomycetes, Chaetothyriales, Herpotrichiellaceae. Gene Ontology annotation, molecular function: nucleic acid binding; RNA helicase activity; ATP binding.
AUGACCCGUGCUAUAGACGAGGACGAAUUCGUCCUCACAAUCUCUGAUAACGAGGAGCUGCCUGCUAGUGAGCCUGAUACAGAUGACUCGGAUGCGGUAGAGCCCCGCACGAGUACCAAGCGGAAACGGGAGGAAAAGAACCAUACCCGCAAGAACAAGAAGCAGAAGGUCAAAGGGGGAGUUCAAGACGAUGAUCACAAUGUGUCAAGCGACAAUCCGGAAAGCGACGAAGAAACAGGUGUCCAAGAUGGUGCCCUCGACCCCGAUUUCGAGUUUGAUAUCGGAGCGAAUCAUGUGCAGGACCUCGAAGAAUUCGACGGAUGGGGCGAGGAUAACAUAACCACAAAAGAACGAGAGCAAAAGAAGAAAGGUGUCGAUAUUGACGCCAUCAUUGCUCGUCGCGCACAGAAGAAGACAACAUCCAUCGCGUCUAAGAAAGUAAAAGAGACUCCAGAAGAGCCAGAUGAGGAACAAGGGAGUGACAAGGACGACGUCGAUAUCCCGGAUUUUGAAGACGAUGAACUUCUUGCUCCAGAUACUUUCGGUGCAGAUGCUCAAUCUGAAGACGAGGAAGUGGAUGAAGAAGAGGAGGAGGAGGAUGGCGACAGUGCUUCCGAUAGCGACUCCGUGGCGUCUCCCAUUGCCCACCCCGACGAUGAUUUGGCCUCUGAUCAGUCCGAUGCUGAGUCGCAGACGUCUGUCUCGGACGACCCUGACGAAAAGGCCAAACGCGCUGCGUUCUUUGCUCCCGAGAACAAGCACCCCGAUAUCAAGUCCGCAUCCUCGUUCCAGCAGUUCUCCCUAUCAAGGCCUAUCCUUCGGGGCUUAGCCGCGCUCUCAUUCACCACCCCAACACCCAUCCAAGUCCGAGCCAUUCCUGUUGCCCUUCAAGGUUUGGAUGUCGUUGGGUCUGCCGUGACGGGCUCGGGCAAGACUGCAGCUUUCCUCCUCCCUAUCCUUGAGCGCUUACUGUACCGGCCUAGAAAAGUGCCUACAACACGAGUCGCCAUCCUCAUGCCAACCCGCGAACUUGCAGUCCAAUGCUACAGUGUCGCCACCGCUCUAGCUCGCUUCACAGACAUCACCUUCGCCCAAGUCGUAGGUGGCUUCUCCCUGCGCGAACAAGAAACGAUUCUGAAAAAGCGGCCCGACGUCGUCAUCGCCACGCCAGGUAGAUUUAUCGACCACAUGCGCAACUCGGCGAGCUUCAACGUCGAGAGCAUCGAAAUCCUCGUGCUGGACGAAGCCGAUCGGAUGCUCGAAACCGGAUUUGAGGACGAGCUGAACGAGAUUCUACGGACCAUCCCCAAAGGAAGGCAGACGAUGCUUUUCUCCGCUACCAUGACCGACAGUGUGGACAAGCUAGUAAGAGUCGGUAUGAAUCGCCCCAUCCGUUUGUCUGUAGACGCAAAGAAGUCCACGACAGCAGGGCUCGUCCAAGAAUUCGUCCGCUUGCGCCAAGGACGAGAGGGUUUACGCCUUGCUACCCUGUGCGUGCUGUGCCAGAACUUCUUCACCGAGCGCACCAUAGUCUUCUUUCGUCAAAAGAAAGAAGCCCAUCGUGUGCGAGUCGUCUUUGGUUUACUGGGCCUAAAGGCUGGCGAACUACAUGGAAGCAUGACGCAAGAACAACGCAUCAGCGCAGUCAAUGCGUUCCGAGACGGCAAGACAACACACCUCCUCGCCACGGAUCUCGCUAGUCGAGGUCUGGACAUCAAAAACGUCAUGACUGUUAUCAACUACGAAGCACCACAGACUCAUGAGAUCUAUCUACAUCGCGUGGGUCGUACGGCAAGAGCAGGCCGCUCGGGGUGUGCUUGUACAAUCGCCGCAGAACCUGAUCGGAAGGUCGUCAAGGCUGCGGUGAAGAGCGCCCGACAACAAGGCGCGAAAGUUGUGUCCCGUGUCAUGGAUAUUCAAGAGGUCGACGCUAUGCAUCAGCGACUCGACGACCUAGACUCGGAGAUCGAAGAGAUACUAAAAGAAGAGAAAGAGCAAAAACAAAUUGCCGCUACCGAAGCCGAGAUUAAGCGUGGAGAGAACCUCAUCAAGCACGAGUCCGAAAUCAUGGCUCGGCCAAAGCGGACCUGGUUCGAAACUGAGAAAGAGAAGCGCGAUGCCAAGAACAAGGGGCGGAUGGAAUUGAACGGCCCAGACGGGGUGGGAGUCGUGAAAGUGCGGACAGAGAAGAAAAGGUUGAGCAAUAAAGACAAAAAGCGCCUCGACGAUGCGCGUGAGAGAAAAGAGGGAAAGAUGUGGAGGAAGGGAAAGGGCAGCGAGGAGGCGGUGAAGCGGAUGAUCAAGGACAAGGGGAAGAAGAAUAAGAAUGGUGGAAAGGCGAAGGGGAGGAAGAGGUAA